GCGGGCCCCGCAGGGGGGUACCUGUUAGGUACCCUCAGAGCUACGUCUGAGGGUACCCAGGAGGACCCCCGCGGGGGUGCAACCGGGUGAUGGCGGUGGUAACUGAGGUGUACUUGCUGCUGUACCGCGGCUGUACUUGCUCGAGCUUCUUCCUGGCCUUGGAUUACCGCGUCAUAGAUUGCCGGGAUGCUCCAGCUCUUCCCAACAGCCAUGACGAACACCUCCUCCGUCAGCUCUCUCGCGUUCUGCGGCAUGCCUUCCACCUCCAGUGUUUCGCCCAUCACCAUAUGCAGUCGUGUCAGGGCCACCUUCGCGUCGUUCAUGGCGGAAAGGUAGGUGUUGUAGAGGCCCCCCGUGUCGCUGUUCCACAUAUCGAACGUGGUAUCCCUUGCGUAGUUGUCCUCAUCGUCGUCGGUGCUCAUUCCGUCGUAUGUCAUGUGAUCGUGUUCGCGGAUGCCGGUGAUGCUGUUCGGGUCGAAGACCGGUAUGCUGUGGGUUGUAGUCGUCGGUGCCGGUUCCAGUGGUUGGGUGCUCGUUGUGUAAGAUGGUUUCUUUCCUUUUCCCGGAGAUGAGUUGAGCCCGAACACACCACUCACCCGGUUUACGGCCUCCUUGACUAGGCCGCUCGAGCGGGUUCCCUUCGGUGUUGUCUGCCCUUCGCUUCCGUCUUGGCUGUUUCUUCUUGUGUCGUUUCUGGGGGUUUGAGGGCGGCCGGUGUUUGGGAGGUGUCGCGUGUUUGUUCUGUUCGAGAUGUCCUUAGAGCCGGGGCCGUUGCUUAAGUUACUGGUGUUUUUGCGUAGUGUAGUGGUCUGGGUUGGUCCUCGCGGAGCAACAAUGACUGGUACCCCUGGGGGACCCGUAUUUUGGUUUGCCAUUCAAUUCCUACCCUCAGCGAGCUUCAGCGGCGGGCCGUCUGAAAGUGAUCGAGGUGGGUGUUACGGAUCAAAGUGCGGUGCCGUGACACCGCAAACGCCCUCAUGAUUACCCUCUUCGAACACCACUUCAACACUACAUAUCGCUCACAGCUGACUAUUGGGAAGAAUGGCAUUCGCUCCGAACCGUUCUCUAGGUCCUCAGCAAGAGCGGAGGCUGAUUGCAUAUCUGGACGAGAAACUACUCGACCUCACUCGGCACAGCAAGACUCGGACUCUCGCGAGAAGCAAACUUCAGACUUUGACCCUGUACCUGGAAGCCGCUCAGCCUAUUCUGUCCAUGAUUCUACAAAUCCCACCCGUCGAUCCGUCCACCUCCCUGCGCGCCCAAUAUCUCCUUCGAUACACUCACGACCUCCUGCUUGCUGUGACGAAAUACGAGCCUCUUGUGGAAGAAAUGCCCGCUCUGCUCGACGCCCUGGAUGAUCUCGACCAAGCUUGGCUCAUCUUGUUGCAGGGGCAGAUCUGGACACCCGACGGAGGGGCUGAGGAUCUUAUCAUCGACGCUGAAGCCGUAUUGAAUGGACUUAGGUCGUCGCCGGUGGACCAGACAGACCUAACACGCUUAAACAGCCUUCUCAUCGCUGCUGUGGCGACUCUGGAGGAGUGGGUCGGUGGGGACUUUUACCGAUUCGGCCGAGACGAGGCUGAAGAUCUCAAUGAUGCCGAUGACGAAGAACCAGACAUGGACAGCGGAAAGUCGAAUGUCCUUGAGGAUCCUGAUGUGCAGGAUGGCUUUGACCAGCUGUUCUGCAGGACUUUGCAAGCACUGGGUGUUCUCAACGGCGUGAAAGUAGAACUACCUCCGACUACUCUGGAUUGUGCAACAGCCGUCCAAAGUCUCGUAGAGGGUGAAGACGACGACGACGACGAUUGGGAGGAGGUGAAAACAUGAAUCCUACGGAUGCUUCAGUUCUAUGCCCAGUCGAUUUAUUGUUGUACGCCAAGUGCAGGCUGUAAUUUUAUGGAAUGUAUUUCUAGUCCAGGUCGCCAGAUCAUGAACAAACAUCACCAACUGAUGGUACUUUUUGUCACCGGCGCGGUCAUGCCAGCCAUUUGACAUUGCAUGUUCACCUUAUUACGACCAGCAUGCCGUGCGCCUUUUUCUCCCUUGCAGCGACUGGGUGUGCGGCUUCGUUCGGACACUCAUAAACCUAAACCGCGCCCCAAAAAUACAUACCACCAGUCUCAUUUUCCUGCCUCGUCCGACUACCGGCCGGAACCUUCAUAUGGAAAGCGACCUCAUUUCCCCGCUUCUGCAAGACCUUGGUCACAUGGAAAGGAUCGGCGAGCGCGACCACAGAGGAAUGGGGAAAUCUCUGACACUCACGGUCUCGAAGGGGUGAAGGACGGCAACGCCUCUCAGAGCACUGUGCUCGCAUAUUUCACGGCCAACGUAGACACCUGGUGCAGACACCUCUCGGUGCAAAAGCGGUUGGUGGACUUUGGAGGAGAGAAGGGAGAUGUGAAGAGUCUGUUGCAAGCGUUCAGCAAGGCCGCCGCGCGGGGGGUGUUCAGCUCUGACGAUGCAUUCGACCAGUACGGCCUCGCACACAUCCGCGGGACCGACUCGCUGGACGUCGAUAUUGCGUUCUCCCGCGUCUUCUUCGCGUGGCUCGAGACCUGUGAUGUUGUUCCCAACGUCAGUCCGACAACGAUGGAGACUUUGAAGCGGAUACACCGAGUGGCAUCGAACAUGCACCCCGCAGAGGGAUACACCCUCGCACGGAGAAUGCGACGCAAGUUCAUUAUGCAUGUGGGGCCGACGAACAGCGGCAAAACGCAUCACGCCCUGCGGGCACUGGCGAGUGCAAAGCUUGGUGUCUAUGCUGGGCCCCUCCGACUUUUGGCUUUUGAAAUCUGGGAACGGAUGAACCUGGGGCAGAUCGUUCCGCUUGGUGCGACUGCGGAACAAAUUGCCGAGGCUGCUGCGUUUGGCCCGAGUGUGGAUAACCCCUUCGCGCGGCGGUGCAAUAUGAUCACGGGAGAAGAGCAUAAGAUCACCAGCGAUCUUGCUGGUAUCUCCAGCAGCACGGUGGAGAUGCUGUACGUCAAUGCGCGGUACGACGUCGCCGUCAUCGAUGAGAUUCAGAUGAUCGCCGACCGGGAGCGAGGAUCUGCCUGGACGCAUGCGGUGCUGGGUCUUUGCGCUAAGGAGAUUUAUCUGUGCGGAGAGGAGACAGCGAUACCCGUUAUCCGAAAACUUGUUGAAAUGACGGGAGACGAACUGGAGGUCAAGCAUUAUCAGCGACUGACGCCUCUGAUCGCGGAGGAUCACAGUCUUGAUAAGCAGUUGUCCAAAGUCACCAAGGGCGAUUGCAUCGUUUGUUUCAGCCGUUCGAGCAUCUUUGCGAUCAAACGGAGAGUGGAGAAAGAGACUAAUCUCAAAUGCGUUGUCAUCUAUGGCAAACUGCCGCCGGAGAUUCGUGCCCAGCAAGCCGCCUUGUUCAACGACCCAGACAGCGGUUACGAUGUCCUCAUUGGCAGCGAUGCGAUAGGAAUGGGUCUUAAUCUGAAGAUCCGCCGAGUCAUCUUCGAGACUGUCCACAAGUUUGAAGGAUUGAAUGGCAUGCGGCAGUUGUCGGACUCUCAGAUGAAGCAAAUCGCAGGGCGAGCAGGUCGCUUCGGCAUGCACAACAUCGACGAGGUACCGCGAGGGUUGGUGACUACCCUGAAGGAAGAAGACCUGCCCAUUCUCCGCCGUACACUGCCGGUCGUGAUUCCGCCGCUGACCCAUGUCCGCGUUGACCCACAGACCGGACAGUACAUGGAACUCAUGGAGCAUAUGCCACCAGAUGUCAGCAUCGAGGUGAUGAUAACCGCACUCGUCCACGCUGGAUCUCUGCCCGUCUUUAUGCGACCCAGCUUGAAGGCUGACAUCAAACUCUCCUCUGAGCUGCUCUCAGGCUCCGCCCUAUCGCACAAGGAAGUGUUAACAUUCGCUCAAGGCCCCUUCCCCUGGCGAGACCUGAACGCUCUAGCGGCUAUGUCGCGGCUGUUGAUGCUCUACCGUCGCAAGCACAGCGUGGAGAUUGAGGAGCUCAUGCUUCAUCUGGGAUUUAUGGAGCGGCUCGAGGAAGUCGAAGAGCUUAUGCGCCAAGACGCGAUUCCCGGGGCACCGAAAGUUCAAUUCAACGCACAAACACAGCUGGGAACCCUAGAACUCUGCCACAAGUUCUUGGUCCUCUACAUGUGGUUGACCUAUCGAAACGAAGUCGCCUUCCCCUCUGCAGCCGCGGCAACCGAAAUCAAGACUCGUGUCGAGACCGUACUUCAUUGGGCUCUGGAGAGAUCCACAGCGAAACACGACGUGAAGCUCCUGCCGAUCACAAGGCCUGCGAUCGGCUUCAAGCCCCGACGGAACAAGCGUGGAGAGGAUCCCGUGGAUCAUGCUCACCAUUUUGCUGCCACAGAGAGUAAAGCUGCACACGCCUGAGCGUCCAGCGACCCAAAGAGUAAUGUAGCAAGCCGUCUAAUCCACUAUUUGCACCUGUUAUGGGACGCUUUGCAAUAUGAUGGUGCCCUCGUCCUUUCCCCCUCCAUACUAUCGCUGCCGCCAUGCACAUUGCUUUUCUCUCGUCCCACAUCUUCCUGCCCGUCGUGAUCGCAAUAUGUGCUACGCGUUCCUCGCUUGUGGCCGCACUGCCUUCUCGCCCUCCCGGUUCCACCAUACAAGCUGCGAGCGCCCCGUCCAGUCUCCUCGGGCGCGCAUACACUCGCACAGACCCAUCCCAAGACCCUCCCCUUCGCGUUUUCGAACCCGCCGAAGGCCCAGUCGCGUCAAUCCGGCCCAGGGCAUCUCUGCUUGACCGCGCGACGCGUUUCCAAGUCUCCGUCCGUCGCAUCAAGGAGAGCGCGAUUGUGAGCGAGAUCGCCGAAGCGGGUACCAGGGUGGCCAGGCGGGAUGUCGAAGAGACGCGUCGCAUCAACUCCAACCUGCUUUCGCAUCAAGAGCUCGCGCCGCCAGCAAGUACCGCCAUGGCACUACCAUCGCCUCCACCCGUUUCCGGCCCACCCGUCGCGCCGCCACCUUCGAUCCCCGCUGCCGGCGCAGCACCGUCCGCGCACCACGGCAAGCCGAAGAAGGGCGAGGACCAGAAGCACGAUCAGCAUAAGCACGGCAAGGGAAAGAAAGAGGUGACUGAGAAGAAACACCGUCCCGAGACACGCAAACGGCCCGCUCCAACCACCGUAAUACAUGAAUAGACAGACCGCUAUAUGCGCAUUCCUAUGUAUCCAUAUAUAUCCUGGAUCCCUAUGGUACCACUGCUCGUAAUCCUGCUUGCAUGACACACUACUACUACUACUAUCCCUACGUAGCAAUCACAACGCCUCACCUCUGCUUGUUCUUGAUCGGUGCUAAGUUACAGUACAUCUCGGUCCACAAGUCGGAGAGUUUGUGACAUUAUU
Messenger RNA from Mycena citricolor, 5342 nucleotides. Lineage: Eukaryota; Fungi; Basidiomycota; Agaricomycetes; Agaricales; Mycenaceae. The record is from the annotation of a GenBank genome assembly.